UAUUGUGGUAAAGGUUUCAGUGACAAUUCCAGCCUUGUGAAACACCAGAGGACUCACACAGGAGAGAAACCCUUUGAAUGUCCUUAUUGUGGUAAAGGUUUCUGUGACAGUUCUAGCCUUGUGAAACACCAGAGGACUCACACAGGAGAGAAACCCUUUGAAUGUCUUUAUUGUGGUAAAGGUUUCAGUGAAAGUUCUAGCCUUGUGGUACACCAGAGGAUUCACACAGGAAAGAAACCGUUUGAAUGUCCUGUUUGUGGUAAAGAUUUCAAUAAGAAUUCCGACCUGGUAACACACCAGAGGACUCACACAGGAGAGAAACCCUUUGAAUGUCCUGAUUGUGAUAAAGGUUUUAGUACCAAUUCCACCCUUGUGAAACACCAGCGGAUUCACACAGGAGAGAAUUUCAAUAAGAAUUCCGACCUGGUGAGGCACCUGAGGACUCACACAGGAGAGAAACCUUUUGAACGUCCUGUUUGUGGUAAAGGUUUCAGUAAUAAUUCCGACCUGGUUUGUGGUAAAGGUUUCAGUAAUAAUUCCGACCUGGUAACACACCAGAGGACUCACACAGGAGAGAAACCCUUUGAUUGUCCUUAUUGUGGUAAAGGUUUCAUUGACAAUUCCAGCCUGGUAAGACACCAGAGGACUCACACAGGAGAGAAACCCUUUGAAUGUCCUGAUUGUGGUAAAGGUUUCAGGACCAAUUCCAACCUGGUAACACACCAGAGGACUCAUACAGGAGAGAAACCCUUUGAAUGUCCUUAUUGUGGUAAAAGUUUCAGUACCAAUUCCAGCCUGGUAACACACCAGAGGACUCACACAGGAGAGAAACCCUUUGAUUGUCCUUAUUGUGGUAAAGGUUUCAUUGACUAUUCCAGCCUGGUAAGACACCAGAGGACUCACACAA
Protobothrops mucrosquamatus (brown spotted pit viper) is the source of this 907-nucleotide messenger RNA. RefSeq names its product zinc finger protein 180-like. Gene Ontology annotation, molecular function: recombination hotspot binding; histone H3K36 methyltransferase activity; histone H3K4 methyltransferase activity. The annotation marks the transcript as partial. The transcript is spliced from 3 exons. Gene Ontology annotation, biological process: positive regulation of reciprocal meiotic recombination. Lineage: Eukaryota; Metazoa; Chordata; Lepidosauria; Squamata; Viperidae. Gene Ontology annotation, cellular component: nucleus. The record is from RefSeq and is a predicted model, not a curated record.